AUGUUUCGAGAAAUUCCUUGUGACUACAUUAGUGCUCAGAGUUCAAGCUGUUCAGCUGCAACUAAAGCAGACCGUCAGAGGCCACUGACAUACAACGCGCUCGAUUCUGCCCCGCCCGGACUCAGCUGUGGCGGCACGACGUACCACCACCCGGCGGCGGCGGCCGGCUGGCCGGGCCACCAGACCGGCUCGUUCAUGCCCCACCACCACCACCACCCCCACCACCACCCCAACAACUACAACUACUACGGCGCGGCCCAGCCGGCGCCCGGCCCGUACCUCAACCCGCCGCCGCCCGCCGCCGUGGCUGCCGCCGCGCCGCCGCCCCCGCCUCCGCCGCCGCCCCCGCCCACCAUGCUGGUGUACCCGCACCUGUACUCGACGGUCAACCAGAACCAGAUCCACGUGCACCUGCACGCCGACCGGGACUACGCGCACGACCCGGAGGCGGCGGCGGCCGCCGCUCGCAGAGCAGACCCGGAGAAAAGUGGAUUCAGUGUAUUUCUUGUAAACAGUGGGCUCACGAAGAACGCACAGAAGGUGGACUUAGCUAUGUUUGCCACAACUGUGACUCUGAAUAUUCAGAUCGACCCCAAGCAAAAAUUUUAUUCUGUAUUAAAACCUUGA
Molecule: messenger RNA, 627 nt
Organism: Schistocerca piceifrons (Central American locust)
Lineage: Eukaryota; Metazoa; Arthropoda; Insecta; Orthoptera; Acrididae
Product: forkhead box protein B2-like
Exons: 4
Coding region: 1-627 (208 amino acids)
Source: RefSeq, a predicted model, not a curated record